AUGGAGAAACAAUAUAGCAUUUCUGUUGGUCCUGAAGUUAAGGGCGAGACUCGUAUUCGCCGUUCUGUAAUUUCUCCUAAUGAGCUCUUGUCAAUACCAGCCGAGGGUGUAACUACACUUUAUGACGUUUUUCAACAUGGUGUUAAGACUUAUGGUAACAAAAAAUGUAUGGGCUAUAGAGUAACUGAAAAGGUGGUUGAAGAAGAAAAGGAAAUUACAAAAGUCGUGAACGGAGAAGAACGCAAAGAGAAGAAAGGGAUCGCGAUCGUGACCGCAUACGAUACUUUAGGAGAGCAAGGUCUUCUACAUUCUAUGAAUGAAUCCGAGGUUGAAUCCAUGUUUACCAACGCCAAUCUUCUUCCGACGGUUAAAAAUAUUGCUGAUAAGGUUCCAACUCUUAAAUCUGUAAUCUACGAUGGUGAUCCAAGCGGAAAUAUUGUAGGAGAAUUAAAAGCUGCACAUCCGGAAAUUCGGUUAUUAAGCUUAGAAGAACUUAAACAGUGGGGAAAAGAUAAUCCAGUCGAUUAUAAUCCGCCAGCGGCGCAAGAUUAUUGUUGUAUCAUGUAUACAUCUGGAAGUACUGGAAAUCCGAAAGGCGUAUUAUUGACGCACGCUAAUCUAGUAGCGGCAAUCGCCGGUGUCGAUAGACUGCUUCAGAAUGUUGUUCGUUCAGAUGAUACUUUACUUGCAUACCUUCCUCUUGCUCAUGUGUUGGAAUUUGUCGUGGAACACGCAUGUAUUUGGUGGGGUGUAACCUUGGGUUACGGUAGUGCGCGAACAUUGUCUGAUUCGUCCGUACGUAAUUGUUUUGGUGAUGUUCGCGAGUUUAGACCUUCCCUGUUGACUGGUGUCCCCGCUGUGUGGGAAACUAUUAGGAAAGGAAUUUUAUCAAAGAUUCAUGCGAGCUCUCCAACGGCGCAAAGGGUUUUUAAUCUUGCAUUUAAAUCCAAGAGAUGGCUUCAGAGCAAAGGAUUACCUACUGGCGUAUUGGACACAGCCAUAUUUAAUAAAAUUAAGGAAAAUACAGGUGGUCGCCUGCGAUUUGCUUUGUCAGGCGGAGCGCCUAUCUCGCGCGAUACACAGGAGUUCCUAACAGUCUCUUUAUGCCCCGUUGUACAGGGAUACGGAAUGACUGAAAGUUGCGGUAUGUGCACAAUUUUAUCUCCAGAUCAAUUUCAAUAUGGAAGUACUGGUGCACCAGUUCCGUGUGUAGAAAUUAAGUUGGUAGAUGUUCCCGAGGCCGGUUACUUAUCCACAAAUACGCCACGACCUCAAGGUGAGAUCUGGAUUCGAGGUGGUUGUAUAACAUCAGGAUACCACAAAAAUGAACAAGUCACGAAAGAGACUUUCACCGAGGAUGGAUGGCUUAAAACAGGAGACAUAGGCGAAUGGCUUGAAGACGGAACGUUAUCCAUCAUCGAUCGAAAGAAGAAUUUGGUGAAAUUGGCGCAUGGCGAAUAUAUAGCCUUAGAAAGACUCGAGUCUAUUUAUGGCUCCACGUUAUUUGUGUCCAAUAUUUGUGUUUGCGCAGAUUCGUUUAGAGACCGCCCAGUGGCUUUAAUAUUUCCGGUAGAAGCACAAAUUUAUAACCUUGCCAAAGAGAAGAAUCUAGCAAAGAAGGCAGAUUUAAAACCUGCCGAAAUGUUAUCUCACAUUGCGUUGACUCACGAAGAAUGGACUUCACAAAAUGGCCUUUUAACUGCUGCACACAAACUCAAGCGCAAAGAAAUUCUCAAUAAAUACAAGGAUGAUGUCGAUC
This is a messenger RNA of Acaulospora colombiana, 1759 nucleotides long. NCBI's taxonomy places the organism in Eukaryota, Fungi, Glomeromycota, Glomeromycetes, Diversisporales, Acaulosporaceae. The record is from the annotation of a GenBank genome assembly.